This is a messenger RNA of Branchiostoma belcheri (Belcher's lancelet), 1489 nucleotides long. RefSeq lists its product as uncharacterized. Lineage: Eukaryota; Metazoa; Chordata; Leptocardii; Amphioxiformes; Branchiostomatidae. The coding region runs from base 193 to 1392 and encodes 399 amino acids. The transcript has 8 exons. The record is from RefSeq and is a predicted model, not a curated record.
AUGGUCUGACUAAAAGGUUUCGACGACCGCCCCCACACACUGUACCCGCGGCUCUGGGUAAGCUGUCACGGUGUCCACAACUGUACCCGGCGUGUUUCAAGUGUGGACCAGUUAGUCGUUGCACCUCAGUGCGUCAAAUACAGCGGAACUUCACUUGCGUUCGUAUAACGUAAGCCGGGGACUGGAAAAAAAAUGGGUGGUUCAGGAAGCAAGCCUGAGCCAAGAGUAGAAUAUGUCAACAAGUACAAGAACGUCACAAAGGAUAAGAUCAAGGAGGCUGCGGAGGAGAAGAGACGAGAAUACGAGAGGCAGGAGAAGGAGAAAAAUGAGCGUCUUAGACAGCUACAGGAGGAAGCGGACACCAAGAGGGUGAAGCUACUUGAUUAUAGCUUUGGUGAUGUCCGCGGGUCACGAUACUUCGCUAAAAUCGACAUCAGUGACAUGCAAGAGGGAGGCCUGAGGAUCGGACUGUUCGGACCAACUGGAUCAGGGAAAAGCAGCUUCAUCAACACGUGCGAGAGGGCCUUGGAGCCAGGCCUUCGCAAAGGAACUGCCGAUAUCCAGUCGGCGGGUGGGGAGGGCACCAUCGCCCUGCAGGAGUUCCUGGACUACCUUCAGAAUGACUUCCGUCUUGUCGACACUCGAGGAUUCUUCCAACAUGGUGCUGAGGAGUUCACAGCGCUGACCAACAUCGUCUUUGGAAGGAUCAAACCUGGCGAGGAGAUCGUCUUUAAGCAGCAUGCGGACAAGGAAGACUCGGAGGAGUGGUUCCCCAACUGGCUCCACGCUAUCAUCAUAGUUCUGUCGGCGGCAGACCCCCGUCUACAAGACGGCAACACUCAUCUGAACAAUCUCAACACCGUGCGCGAAUUCAUGCGUCCGAGAGGAAUAGCUCCGAUCACAGUCAUUACGCACCACGAUAUGAUCGGCGAGGAUCAAGAAGACGACAUCCUGGCCAAAGCGUCUGCGGCAACCGGCAGCGCCCGUGACCACACCUUCUUUGUUACCAACUACCACGUGGACAAGACGGAAAGAGAUUACACGACCGAAAUAGAAGCCAUGAAAGUCAUGCGGUCGGCACUAAACGUAGCGGAGCGCUACGUCAAGAUCCACAAGCAACAAGAAGAGUACAAGAGGGAGAGUGAAGCAAAGAAGAACCAGCAAGUGACAGGGCCCCAAGAAACUGUGGAAGAUUUCUUCCGCCGCCUCUCUUCCAAGAAGCACAUCCCGCUUGAGCGACUGCAACCCACCAUCGAUAAGCUGAAGAAAGAAGACAUCACCACGUCCAACUCCCUCAGGGACAACUGGGCAGAAGUCCAGGGGGAACUGGCAUUGAGUGACCGGAUGGCUGGCUACAUCGACAAGGAACUAGCUGACACGUUCAAGGAAUAGAACCUUUAGGUUUCACACAAAAGCAGAAACGCUAUCUCAAGUCAUGUAAGAAUACUCGAUGUCUAAUGCUCAAGUUAAGGAAUGGCUAACAAUAAAU